Molecule: messenger RNA, 5249 nt
Organism: Pangasianodon hypophthalmus (striped catfish)
Lineage: Eukaryota; Metazoa; Chordata; Actinopteri; Siluriformes; Pangasiidae
Gene: her8.2
Product: hairy-related 8.2
Exons: 4
Coding region: 4326-4904 (192 amino acids)
Biological process (GO): regulation of neurogenesis; regulation of transcription by RNA polymerase II; anterior/posterior pattern specification
Cellular component (GO): nucleus
Molecular function (GO): protein dimerization activity; RNA polymerase II cis-regulatory region sequence-specific DNA binding; DNA-binding transcription factor activity, RNA polymerase II-specific
Source: RefSeq, a predicted model, not a curated record
UGUUUACUGUCAUUUUCUGUUAUUUUCUGUUGUUUUACUGAAUUUCUGUCUCUUUCAUGUAAAAGGUUUGAGGUGAUUAUCACAAUAUGGAAAUGUAAUCUCACACUGAAGCUCUGAGAUGUUUAUGUGGUUCCUCGUCUGUUCUCCGGCUAACACGAUGCAAUAAAACCAUGCCUUAAUGCUUCCGCACUUAUACACACACACACACACACACACACACAGUGUGUUCUUUAUUCACUGUACCUGCACCCUCACACUCCUCCUCACCUCCAUCUGUGUGUUACUGCCACCUUCUGGCCAUAUAAUAAUAAUAAUAAUAAUAAUAAUAAUAAUAAUAAAAAUAAAUUGAUUAAUUAAUUAAAGUGUAUUAAGGCCAAAAUAAAUUAACAUAAUAUAUUUUUUGGGUGCUUAAUAUAAACCACAUUUUUAGCUAAAUAAUUAAAUGUUAUAUUUGUAAAUGUUUAAUUUAGAUUAGGAUUGUGUAUAAUCAUGUUUUAUUUAAAUGAACAUUUCAUUGUGGCCAUUUUUUUUAAUUAUGUAUGAACAUUUAGCGCUGUGAUCAAAUUCUAUGAAACUUUUACACGUAAUUAAAAAGUUCUGGGUCAUUUUAAGCGUAAUAUAACAUGAUUAUAUAAUAAACGAGUGUAACUUUAAAAAGCAUAAUGUACAAGCUACAAGAUUAAAUUAAAUGUUGUCCGUUGGUUUCAUCUGCAUUCUGACAAACACCAGUUAAUGUGUAGUUAAUGUGUAUGUUCUUCCCCCUGCACAGAGAGGUGCAUUAUGGGAUGUCGUUAUCAACACACACUGAUUAUUAACAGAACUGAACGGAGCUCCACGCGCAGGCCGGACGGAGAGGGCCGUUAGAAAAAAGGCGGCGAAGUCGUUAUUCCCACAUGUUCUCUGAAUCAGAGGCGUCGAGGGCCAGAUGGUGGAGUGUAACAGGACAUAAAAGGGGCGAGCGCCGCCUCCCGCAGUGGGCGUGUCCGCUCUACAUCCCCCGGGGAACGGGGUGUUUUUACUUGGACCUCCAUUUUCCCCCAAGAGAGACUGAACUUAUUAUUCACCGUUUGGUUCGGCCCCAAACCACACGCCUUUAAACGGUCCUAAUGAUGCUUUGACCUAAAUCAUCCUGAAGCCGAGUGCGUGUGAGAAUCAUACAAGUGUGUGAACCUUAGCAACAAGUCCAAAAAAGCACCUUGCGUAAGUAUUCACCCCCCUGAAUGUUUUCACGUUGUGUAGCAUUCAAUUAUUACACUGGGUUUAAAUGGGAUUUUAUGUCAUGAAUCUACACAAAAUAACCCAAAAUACUGAUGUGAGGAAAUCGAUAUAGUUUACAAAACUAUUUACAAAUAAAUCUUACAAGUUAUGAGUGCAUAAGUGUUCACCCCCUAAAUUAACUCCAGGUCCAGUUUCCAUCAGAAGUGUCAUAAUUAGUUGAACAGAGUCGACCUGUGUGUAAUUAAAGUGUCACGUGAUAAACACGUAUAAAUACACCUGUUCCUGGAGGAACCCAGAGUUUGUUAGAGAACCUAAACACACAGCAUCAUGAAGAACACGGAGCGAUCCAAACAAAGUUUUGGAGAAAUCCAGGACAAAGAUUUGGUUAUAGAAAGAAAUAUUUCAAACUUUGAACGUUCUACAGUGCAACAAUAUUAAAUCCAUUAUUAAAAAAUGGAAAGAAUACGAUACUGCAACCGAGAGGCAAAGGAUAACGCUGUAAGGAAGGAACUGGAGAGAAACCCGGCUCAGAAAACACUGCUGAUCACUGUGAAGCAUGGUGGUGGUAGCAUCCUGCCGAGACUUACCCUUAUAUAAACCUAUAUAUUUUUUUGAUGCUCUAAAAACAUCAUCUCUACAUAAUAUACCCUCAUUACAUGAAUAUGCAAAUACAGAAACGCCCCCAUGUCCUAACAUGUCCUAACUGACUGUGGUCUGUCUAUUGUGCUGCACAAAGUAUUGGCGCCCUCUCAAACCCGUCCAUCAUUGGAAAAGUAUCAGCUACAGCAGUGUAGUUUAGAUUUUAAACACCGUGUACUCUGUUAUGAACAGAAUUAAUCGCCCGUUACAGCGCAGUAUUGAUCUCUGAAUAUGAAAGUGUCCCUGCAGUCUGUCUGGCUUUACUGAACUUCUGCCAUAAAUGAGAUGUUUCCAAAGCAGCACCUGCCAUUUACACACUCCCUACACUGACUAACACACACACACACACUCUCUCUCUCUCUCUAUUGUACACCUGCCUCCCACUUCCUUGUUCCCCCCCUGCAGGCACGAGGUCACUCCCUCUUUCACGCUCAUUAGCCUCAGAUCAAUGCGCCCUAUUGUCUGCUUGAGUUUCCCACGUUCUGCUCGCGCGCCUGGCACUCGCGCAGCUCAAAUCAAACACAGGCAGCUGAGCUCGGGUUUAUUUCCUAGCCGGCUCGAUCCUGACGGGACAUCUGCCUCACUUGCAUCUGCUCGCUGUUUCAUUGUGGAAGAAUGAAGGAGGAAAGUUGACCACAGAGCAGCUAAAGCUGUGGUCUCCAACAGUCCUCCUGAUUAGAACGGCUGCGUCCCAAAUCAGAAUGAUGUACCGCAUGCUGCAUGCGACAUGCGACAUGCUUAUCCUCCUGCAGCACGAAUCAGCGUUUAGAUUGUGACAGUAUAUCGUUAUACCAAUAUAUCAUCCAAUUCCUACAUAUUUUCAAAAAAUGAUUGUUCUUCAUACUGUAUGUUCUGAACCUAAAGUCUGGUAACCGUGUAGUAACAUGUUCUCCAUUUUCUUCCCACUUGCUAGCUAGCUAAUUCUCCAUUGUCUCACCACAGCUACGAAUCUGAAAGGUCGAAGGCCAACGAAUGCUUCCUCACUGCUGCUUAUCUAACCUCAAAGCAUCCUUGUUCCGUAUACAUGAGCAAACAGACCUUCUGAUUGGCUAGAGUCGUUCUGAUUGACAGGAGAGAGGAAGGUCGUCCCGCCCACCCAGACAUCAGGAUUUGCUCAGACUUCCAGCCACAAACGUCCGUUGGAAUUCACACCAAUUUACCAUUUUCGUUUUCACUUUGUGACAGCCUCAGAAGCCACGCCCAUUUCUUCCAGAAGAAUUAUAGGACUGAAGAGUGUCCAGGCAUCGCACUCUUCAGAAUUUUAAUAUUUUACUAUUUAAUGAAUACGGCUAUUUUUACAAUUUUAGAAUCUAAUAACAUGUAAAAGCUCAUUACUGAUUCACUCUAUAAUAUUUAUAUCUCCACAUGACCGUGAGACACAGUGCUUUAUAGUGUGUAGUUUAUGGCCUGGUUUUGGUUUCGGUAGGAUCAGCAGAUAAAGAAGCCGAGAAAGCAGGAUGUGUGUGUGUGUGUGUGUGUGUGUGUGGGAUCGUACACUCUCUCAUUCAUUCCGGGGAAAGUUGCCACAAAGCAGACAAGUGAAUAUGGAGUUUCUCUCAAGGGUGACGGGGGGAACUGCUCACGGGGCGGACAUCUGUCACAUGUUUUUAAGUGUGUGUGUGUGUGUGUGUGAGAGAGAGAGAGAGAGAGAGGGAUGAUCUUGUUGACACUUGACACUUGUUGCAUAUUGAUUUCAGUUCUGAUUCUAUGAAUGUGAAGGAGAGAGAGAGGGAAAGAGGAAAAAUAGGAAUAUAAAGAGAAAAGGAGUGAGAAAGCAAGAGUAAAAAAGGAAAAGAAGAGAGUGAGAAAUAAACCAGAUAAAGGUAGAAAGGAGAAUGAAAAGGAGAAUGAGUGAGGAAGACAAACAUGGAGGAAAAGAGGGGAAGAAGGGAGAGACAUCAAUAGAUGUUAGAAAUAAACAAGAAAAAGAGUGAGACAGAGAAGACAGUCAAUGAAGAAUGAGAUAAAAUAUGAGAUAAACUUUGAGAGAGACAGAAGGUAGAAAUAAAGAGAUUUUUUAAAAAAAAGGGAGAGAGUGAGAGUAAAAUAAACAGAAAGUAGGAGAGAGAGUAAGGAGUAAUGAAGGAUGAGAGGGACAGAAAAUUUGAGAGAGAGAGAGAACUGAGGAGUAAAGAAAAAAGAGCGAGAAUGAUAAUGAAAAGGCAGGAAAAGAGAGAGGAAAAAGAUAAAAGGAGGUGUGUAUGAGAGAGAAAGACAGACAGAGAGAAAGUGAGAACGCUAUUAUUGUUAUUAUGCUCUGUGUGUGUGUGUGUGUGUGUGUGUGUUUGCUCUCUCCUUCCUCCAUUCACAUGCUAAUCAGUGCUGUAUAAAUGCAGUCGCACUCGGAGCACCACACACUCCUCGUCAACACACACACUUCUCUACAACACACACACUCACACUCACGCUCACACACUCACACACACGUCCACAAGUUUCACCCAGAAAUAAAGUAAAGUUUGAGAGUCAUGACGGCGGUGAGUGCGACCCCGAGCGCAGACAGACAGAACAACAGCAGGGACGAGAGGAAGCUGAGGAAGCCUCUGAUCGAGAGGAAGAGGAGAGAGAGGAUUAAUCACUGCCUGGAGCAGCUCAGAGAGACGGUGGUGGGAGUCUUCGGGCUCGACCAGUCGAAGUUGGAGAAGGCUGAUAUUCUAGAGAUGACAGUUAAACACCUACAGAACAUCCAGAGUAAUAAAGUUACAGAGCCGAUUAUGGACCCGGAGGCGCAGCAGCGGUACAGCACCGGCUACAUCCAGUGCAUGCAUGAAGUCCACAACCUGCUGCUGUCCUGCGACUGGAUGGACAAAACACUCGGCGCUCGUCUCCUCAGCCAUCUGCUCCGCUCGCUGCCCAAAUCCGCUCCGUCCAAACCCUCACUCACUAACUCCGAGCCGGGAACUCUCCGAACCAGCGAGGCGGAUGACUCUUCAUCACCGCCCGGGGUGGCCCCGCCCACUCAAACUAAUGACCCCGCCCUAUUGACUCAGCCGCCUCCCACCAAGAGCCCGCAUUUGACAGCUCUGGAAAUGUGGAGGCCUUGGUAGAACACUGUGUGUGUGUGUGUGUGUGUGUGUGUGUGUGUGUGUCGUAGACCCUCCUCUGCUAUGUAUCUUAUAGAUAUACCUGUUGGUGAGCGUGCGGUCCAGAUUAGAGCCUCUUUCCUGAACCUCGUUACUUCCUGUCUGAAGUAAACUUCCUGUAGCCUGCAUUGUAGAAGGCAGUUAAUGCUCCUGUGUUUAUUUAUUUGAUUAACACAGUAAUUUAUUGGAUUAAAUAAUAUCCAGAGCUAGCUGUGUGUUUGCUGGCUGACUAAUACUGUAGAGCCUGUGACCUCUGUGCUGCAUGUAAUAACCGUAUUAACCUGUUAUUAAUAAAUAAACAAUCAAAUA